This is a messenger RNA of Pectinophora gossypiella (pink bollworm), 2896 nucleotides long. RefSeq names its product elongin-C (gene EloC). Gene Ontology annotation, molecular function: protein-macromolecule adaptor activity. The transcript is spliced from 4 exons. Gene Ontology annotation, biological process: ubiquitin-dependent protein catabolic process. Bases 164 to 616 code for a protein of 150 amino acids. Gene Ontology annotation, cellular component: elongin complex. Lineage: Eukaryota; Metazoa; Arthropoda; Insecta; Lepidoptera; Gelechiidae. The record is from RefSeq and is a predicted model, not a curated record.
CCCUAGUCAACUAGUGGAGUGGACGACCCAUAUACUGUCAUAUCUGUCAAAAGUCGAAAAUAACCUGAAUCACUCUGGGAUUAUCCUAUAAUUUUUAUGAUAAAUAAUCCUCUGAAAUAGUUUUAAUUUUGGUUAAGCUGUUGCACUAAAAAUCCCAGAAAGGAUGUCUGACGCACACGUAGCUGCUCCUCCGGGCUCUGCUCAGGGCUCUCAGGCGGGGUCCGCUCAGGGAUCUGGAAGCGCUGUUGGUGAAGAAAUGAGCACCGUAACCUCUAGCUCCGCACCAUCAGAAGAGAAGUACGGAGGUUGCGAAGGCCCCGAUGCCAUGUAUGUGAAGCUGGUUUCAUCGGAUGGCCACGAGUUUAUUGUGAAACGGGAGCAUGCCCUGACAUCUGGUACUAUCAAGGCUAUGUUGAGUGGUCCCGGACAGUUUGCGGAAAAUGAGGCUAAUGAAGUUAACUUUAGGGAGAUACCGUCCCACGUCUUGCAGAAGGUAUGCAUGUACUUCACGUACAAGGUCCGCUACACUAACUCAUCAACAGAGAUACCGGAGUUUCCUAUCGCACCGGAGAUCGCAUUGGAGCUGCUUAUGGCUGCCAACUUCUUGGACUGUUAAGGAGAAGUGGAGAAGACAGUAGACCACAGUACAGUCUUUAACUUCAGUGUAUUAUAGGUUCUGACAGCAACGGGCUGAUUACACUAAAAAAAUAAACACACACCAAAAAAUACUUAUUUAGCAUUUGAUUGGUGAUGUUGGUAGUAUGUUCAUUGGUUACAAGUCCAACUCUUAAGAUGCAUUACAAUACUUGUAAUACUUGUAACACGUGAUAUUAUGGCAAAAUUAUUACGACACAAAAGCCAUUAUUACACUAUAUCGUACAGGAGAACACUUGCUGUUUGAAAUCGACUUCUAUUGCUAUGAGAACCUAAAACAGGGCUGUGUUUUUUGUAAGAUAUUAUCAGUCUUCAUUUGUGUCAUGUUUGUUAUGAAAAUGACACAUACAGAGACCGAAAAAUCUUUAAUAGACAUCACAAGUCUUUUUUUCAGCAUGUGAUGAUAGCGUGUUUCAAAAUACAACCAGCGCGUUUCAAUAACUUUAAAGAACUAUAUUAACCCUACAACUAUGUUGACAGUACCAUUAUAUUGAGGGUUUAGAAAAAUAGUGCUUUUGCCAGUCUACUUAAAAAUAAAUCAUAGCAGAAUACUGUUGGGCUAUACAUAAUGCUCUUAUUAGCUCUGAUUCUCUUUUUUAUUUUAAUGCUAAAUAUCUUUGGCCAAAUAUUUAAUAAUGUCCUCAUGUGUGAAGAUAUGUAUGUAUGUAAUUCAUUCAAUGAGGGACUCCAGGCUACGCUCGCCAAAAAUUAUACAGAUGGCGCCUUCCAGAUUUAACGUGAUAAUUACCUAUUUAUUAACUUGGGUACAUAAUUAUUCAAAAAUAUAAUGUAUGGCUGAAGCAUAUAUAGAAAUAAUUGAUGCUUGAUAUUUGGACCUGAUUAUGUAUAGAAUUUGUUUCUCUUUUUUUUAGAAUAAUAGGUACUGAGUGGCAGAUGUAUUGUGCCUGUGUGUAAUAAAAAGGGUCAUCAUUUAUACCCAAUAAAAGAUGCAUACGUCUGUUAUCCAUGAAAUUAGAAGGUUAAAUAAAGGAAAUUUUUACAGCGCUGUCUAUGUAUUUUUUGGUAAUGUAGCCUAGGAAGUGCCUCAUUGAUUGAAUGCUUCCUAAAAGUGUAUUAAAGGAUAAAAUUGGGGUUCAUACCAAUAAGCCCUGGUACUCUUUGAUACUGGUAAGUCAUAUGUCAUAAGAUAGAGACCUCACGCUACAGAGUCGACAUCUAACUAUAGAAAAGCAUAACUUUUCGUAAAGACUGUAGUAGUUUUUUAGUUGAUAAUAAACGCAAGGUUUACAAGCAUAAGAGAACCAAAGUUGAUAAUUAAAAACUACUGAAUUUGUAUGCAACUAACUUUGGUGCUAAAAUUUAUUAUGAUAUAGGCGCCAUUUAGUCUUCUUUAGCAAACAAUAAAAUACAUAAAUAAAAAACAAAUCCUUUCAUUUUGCUUCUAAAUUCUCAUUUUAAUCCCAUUUCUUUGUUGUAGAACAAAACUCUAAAAAACAAAUGUAAGUAUAUAAAUAAUCUCAUAUUCAUGACAAUUUGUUUAAUAGUUCGGUUUUUGUUGUGUAAGUUAUUUUAGAAUACGCAUGUUUUGAUUCCUUUGAUUUGUUUUAAAAAAAAAUAAAGAUUCCUAAAUUAAAUAAAUACAGUUGGUACUUCUGAUACAAAGCAUUGUACCUGCCAGUAUAAAAAUCUUUAAUAAAUACUCUAGAGAUUAGGCAUUAAAAAUAAACACUUUCAGAGCGUGUGCAUAGGCGCUCGAAUUUAGUUAUCAAAAUUCAUCAUUGGCAGAUUGCAGAAAUAUAAAUAUUAUUUUGUUUUUUUUUUUAUAUUAUGUUCCUCUGGUGCAUACAGACUGGAUCAACUUACAACAUUUGCUAGAAUCCUUACAAGUAGGUGUUCAUAAAUGCACCAUUACUUACCACUUUUAUUUAAAUGGAAAAUAUAUAAUUUGGCUCUGUUGACAGGUAUAAUGGUUUGUAAACAAGUACAUAUUUACAAUACAAAUAAACCACUACAAAGAUAAUUUCGGUAAAUUCUUGUGACAUCGUGUAGAAACUUAUUUCUAAAAUUUGAAUGUUUCAAUGAGAUGUCAAUUUAUUUGCUCUAAUUUUGUGCUAAUUUAAACGUGUGAAAAGGCCUACUAGGUACUGUUAUAUCUGCGUAGACGCAGACGCAGAUAACUUAAGUCAGCGCUAAGAUUAACUCGCUAUUCAUUUUGCACGAGUCACUUCACGACAGAAUUGUAUGUUCCGCUUUAUUUUUGUCAAUAAAAGUGUAAAUCUUC